This is a messenger RNA of Lotus japonicus, 1200 nucleotides long. RefSeq names its product gibberellin 3-beta-dioxygenase 1-like. Lineage: Eukaryota; Viridiplantae; Streptophyta; Magnoliopsida; Fabales; Fabaceae. The transcript has 2 exons. Bases 58 to 1146 code for a protein of 362 amino acids. The record is from RefSeq and is a predicted model, not a curated record. Gene Ontology annotation, molecular function: gibberellin 3-beta-dioxygenase activity. Gene Ontology annotation, biological process: gibberellin biosynthetic process; response to light stimulus.
AAACACACACAUUCACUCACACACACUUAAUACUAUUAUGAUCUAUCAAUAGCUUGCAUGUUCAUCUUUGAGAAAAUGGCCACUCUCUCUGAAGCCUAUAGAGAACACCCUCUCAACCUCCAUCACAUUAUCCCUCUGGAUUUUUCUUCAGCUCCAAACUUACCAGAAUCACACGCAUGGUCACUAUCUAAAGAUGAUCAUGAUGAUGAUUAUCUCUCUAAUUCCAAUGGAUCACCAUCCAUACCCAUCAUCGACCUCAUGGAUCCAAAUGCCAUGGAACUCAUAGGCCAUGCAUGUGAAAACUGGGGUGCCUUCCAGUUGAAGAAUCAUGGCAUACCCUUGAGUAUCAUUCAAGAGGUUGAAAAUGAGGCAAAGCGCCUCUUCGCUCUCCCUGCUGAUCACAAACUGAAGGCGCUGAGAUCUUCUGGUGGCGCCACCGGAUACGGCAGCGCUAGGAUUUCACCAUUCUUUCCUAAGUUCAUGUGGCAUGAAGGGUUCACCAUCAUGGGUUCUCCAUCUGAAGAUGUCAAAAAGAUAUGGCCGAAUGACUAUGCACGAUUUUGUGACUUGAUGGAGAAUUAUCAAAAACAAAUGAAGGUCCUAGCGGAGCAACUAACACGCAUGAUGUUAAACUUCUUGGACAUUAGCAACGGAGAAAACAAGUCCCAGUGGGACAUUGGUUCAUCAAGCAACAUGUGUGGAGUUGUUCAACUAAACUUCUACCCACCCUGCCCCGAUCCGACCCGAGCCAUGGGUCUAGCCCCGCACACCGACACCUCCCUCUUCACCAUCCUUCAUCAGACCCAAACCGCCACCGGCCUCCAAGUCUUCAACGAAGGAACAAAAGCCUGGGUCCCAGUGCACCCGCAUCGUAACCUUCUGGUGGUUAACACAGGUGAUCUCUUCCACAUCAUGUCAAAUGCGAGGUUUCGUUGUGCGCUUCACCGUGUCACUACAAACAAGACCGUGCAGCGUUACUCGGUGGCUUAUUUCCACUGUCCACCGUCGGAUUACGUGGUUUCUCCGCUGGUGGGCGGUGUCAAUAACAGUGUUGCUCGAUUUCGUGGGGUAACUGUGAAGGAGUAUGUUGGGAUUAAGAGCAAGAAUUUUGGGGAAGCACUGUCUUUGAUUAGUACCUCAAACUAACAUUUUGUGCUUCUUUAUCUAGAUAUAUAUAUCAAUGCUAGUUUUUGUUUUUUC